Messenger RNA from Miscanthus lutarioriparius, 900 nucleotides. Lineage: Eukaryota; Viridiplantae; Streptophyta; Magnoliopsida; Poales; Poaceae. The record is from the annotation of a GenBank genome assembly.
AUGGUCCUCUUCCUCUCUGUAAUGGUUGCCAUGAUCAUGCUCCGGACUCUGUACCGUGAUAUUUCCAAGUACAACCAGCUAGAGAGCCAGGAGGAAGCCCAAGAGGAGUCUGGGUGGAAGCUUCUCCACGGUGAUGUGUUCAGGCCUCCUGUCAAUGUUGAUCUGCUGUGCGUGUAUGUGGGUACAGGGUACUCCUCUGCACGUUUUUACAAGAUGUUCGGGGGGAUGGAAUGGAAGAAGGUUGCCAUCAGGACGGUCUUGGUAUUCCCUGGAGUUGUCUUCCUAAUAUUCUUUGCCCUGAACAUGCUUCUCUGGGGCGUGAAAUCAUCCGGUGCUGUACCAUUCACCACCAUGUUCGCACUGGUUUUCCUGUGGUUUGGAAUCUCUAUGCCACUGAUCUUCAUCGGCAGCUACCUUGGGUUUAAGAAGCCUUACAUAGAGGACCCAGUGAGGACAAACAAGAUACCACGCCCGAUACCGCAGCACAGCCAUGGUAUCCUACCCUUCGGUGCUGUGUUCAUGGAGCUCUUAUUCAUCCUGACAAUAAUCUGGAUGCACCAGUUCUACUACAUCUUUGGGUUCCUGUUCCUCGUCUUCGUGAUCCUAAUAGUGACCUGCGCUGAGAUCACCAUUGUGCUUUGCUAUUUCCAGCUGUGUAGCGAGGACUACCAGUGGUGGUGGAGAUCCUACCUGACGCCCGGCUCGUCAGCUCUGUACCUCUUCCUGUAUGCAACAUUCUAUUUCUUCACGGAGAUGCAGAUCACGAAGGCAGCCUCCGGUGUGCUCUACUUGGGCUACAUGCUCAUUGCCUCCCUACGCCUUCUUUGUGCUCACGGCACCAUUGGCUUUUUACGCCUGCUUCUGGUUCACCAGGCUUAUAUACUCUUCGGUGAAGAUUGA